This is a messenger RNA of Aplysia californica (California sea hare), 349 nucleotides long. RefSeq names its product matrilin-2. Lineage: Eukaryota; Metazoa; Mollusca; Gastropoda; Aplysiida; Aplysiidae. The record is from RefSeq and is a predicted model, not a curated record.
GUGGCGCACGGUUUUGACGGGAUUCGUCACAAAAACGGGGAACCGACAAAGAUGUACACAGGUCUUGACUACGCCCAAUUAAUACUGAAAAGCUUCGGUAGGCGAGACGUCCCGCAUAUUCUGAUCACCAUCACAGACGGAGUGCCUAACAACCAGAAGGAGACAGCCAGAAUUGCAAACGUCACUCAACAAGCAGGGAUUGAAAUCUUUGUUAUUGGAGUCGGCAGACUGGACCAAGUCCAGCUCAAAGAAAUCGCCAGUGAGCCGUUCAGCGAUCAUCUGUUUACGGUCGCAGAGUUCUCGAAACUUUCCUCCCUCUCCAGUCUGGUGAGACAAAAGGCCUGUCCUG